AUGGCAAAUAGUAUCAAUGAUUAUCCGUUGUGCAGUAGCCAGUAUCCAGCUGGCAAUGUGGAUGAAUUUCAUCCCUUUGUGGAGGCGUUGUUGCCGUAUGUGAAAGAGUUUAGUUAUGUAUGGUUUAAUUUACAAGCUGCAAAACGGAGGUAUAUGAAAAGAAACGAAAAGCGGAUGACAGUCGAUGAAGAGAAAAGUUGCAAAGAUGCGUUAAUGAAUGAAAGGGUGGAAAUAAAACAGAAAUGGGCAGGACGGUUACUUGGCAAGUUAAGAAAAGAUAUACAACCUCAUUGCCGGGAAGAUUUUGUCCUUUGUGUCACAGGACAGAGGCCAGCAGUUUGCAUAUUGUCAAAUCCUGAUCAAAAGGGGAAGAUGCGACGAAUCGAUUGCCUGCGACAAGCGGACAAAGUAUGGCGUCUUGAUCUAGUGAUGGUUAUUUUAUUCAAGGGUAUUCCUUUGGAAAGUACGGAUGGUGAACGUUUGGAAAAAUGUUCAGAAUGUGCAUUUCCAAGUUUAUGUGUAAAUCCUUAUCAUAUUAGUAUAGCUGUACGCGAAUUAGAUUUAUUUUUGGCAAAUUUUAUACAUACAACAAAUCCGGAUGCUGCCGAGGAAGAAAGCGAUGAGAAAGAUCCUGACAAAUUAGCAGCGCAUGAAGGUAUUUGGGGAACUGGUGUCUUUACCGCUUAUGAAUUGAAGACUUUGACUAGACCUUCAAUAAUAACACUGGUUGAAGGCGAAGCACGUAUACCGGCAGAAAUCAUUCCACAAAAGGAAGAACCAUAUAACGAUUUGGAAUGGCAGUCACCUGGUAGCCCACCGCAGCCAUCAUCAUCACGACGACACGUCGCUCCUACGUCUACUCCAACUGUGGCGGCGGAUUAUCGAAUAUCUGAUAAUCAUGGCAUCAUUGAAAGCACUGAUACCAGGAUACGAAGCAGUAGUUUGAGUGGACCAGGUGGAACACCCCAAGUGGGAGCAAUGGUAACAAUUGCAUUGGAUACGGACUUGACACAUCCAGAUUUUGACCAUCCGAAUCUUUUAGCUGAUGACGCUGCUGAACCAUUGGAAAAACGUAGUCGGCACGCCUCACGGGAUAGUGUAGGAAGUGUUAACGAAGAAGUACAUCAAUUAAUUGGUGGACGCAUUGUUGGCCAACCAAUAUAUAUCCAGAUAAAACGAAGUGAUGAUGGCACUGCAAGUAAUCGAAGGACUCUUGUGGUACAGGGUGCGGUUGAAGGAACAAGGCUUGUACAGCUGAGACCACCUUUCACGGUUUCAACAUCGAAUGAUGGACAGGAACGUCUGAUCAGGGAAGAUGCAUUGGAAAGUGGAAAUCGAAGUAAUACUGUAAGAAUUGUUUCCCAGCAUGGCGAAUUACAUCAGGACAGGCAUCAUGCAUCAGGUGAAACUAUAAGAAGUAUUGGACCAGCUGAUGUCAGUGAAACAUCAUUGAUGCACCGUGAUGCGAUGCGCCCAAGGACAGGAUCAACAUGUGAGAGUUUACUUGUACCUACGUCAACGGCUCGACAAUCAAGUCGACUUUCUGAAGAUUAUCAGAUACAUCAUUCUGGCCAGCAGAAGAGAGACUUUGCGAACAGCACUGUAUCCGCAGUCACUCCACAGCGUAUUGGUACUGUGACAGCAUUUACUCGUUUGACUCGUGAUGUGAAAGUGCGAAACCCCAAUGAUACUGCUCAAGAUGUAGAACAGGUUGUUAUAUUCAGGAAACGUAAUCAUUCUCCAAGUUCGUCAGCUAAUGAGCGAUUACUGGGUAGAACUACAGAAAUGGAUAAUGCUGCUGUAAGUAGUCGCAAUGUGCAUCAGCAACAGCAACAUUUGGCUCUUCAGAAUGAUUUUGAUAUGACGUUGCGAGAUUCUUCAGGCCUAAAUAUUGUCGAUAUGCAUCAUUCAAGUCCGACAAAGUUCACAACGUCAAAUGGUGAUGUCAUUAGCUUCAGCACUGUGCUGCACAGCAUCGAAAGUCAAAAUUCGAUAAAACGUAGUAUCAGUUUGGAUAUUUCACCCCCUGGCUCUUCCACACAAGCGGUGAUCAUAGACGAAAGGCGUAUAUUAGAACAUGAUGCUGCUGAAGUGGAAGCAAGGAUUGCAAAAAAGGUUGCAUUGCUGGAUCAGCCAGUUCGAGAAUUCACAACUAAGCCAGGAAAUCCUCAGUUACUGGUAACUCCUCGGCCUGUUGUGGCACAUCGUCCACCGUUUAUCUCUAACAUUGGCGAUACAAAUAACAAUGCUGCUGCAGCCGCUGCUCGUGAUGCUAAAAUAAGUCAUAUUGUAUCACGACAGCAGCAAUUGUUUGAUAAUGCCUGCAACUCAGCCAUGGGUUCACCGGUGCCUUUUACUCUGAGUAGCCCACUAACGACUCCACGCAGUACACCGAUUCCUGCAGCAAGCUCAACUCUUGGAACGCCAGUACCUGGCGUACGUAUACCAUCUAGAGGACCGUUGACCGAUGAAGAAUAUUCGAGUAUUGUUCAGAAUGUGAUCACUGCUUCUAGUGGUUCAUCCGCUUCAGCAGAUCAAGCAUUGCUGAAAGAAGUUUCAAAUCAAUUUUUGAACUACUUCAACGAAAAUAGUCGUUCUCCGCAUAAUGGUACAUUCCCUCUUCAAAGUUCUUCGGAUGCACGGUCAGAUUCAUCUGCUUCAAAUAUAUCGGUACCUGGAGUUAUUUCCCUUUCAACACCUCCAACAAAUGCUUUAAUCACAUCUCAAACACCGACAGCUACAUCACCUAUAGCUGAUUCAACUACUAGCAAUGAACAGCUAUCAAUGCGUGCAUUGCCAGAUUCAACCACAAACGAUUUACGUCAGGCAGGAAAUAGGCCAAGUUCAUCACCGACUCCUUCAUCUCGUGGCGGUUCCACAUCGUCAACAUCAAAUUCUCAGAGCUUAAGUAGUCCAUCGGAAUUCAUUAAAAAAUGA
Molecule: messenger RNA, 2937 nt
Organism: Brugia malayi
Lineage: Eukaryota; Metazoa; Nematoda; Chromadorea; Rhabditida; Onchocercidae
Gene: Bma-nfi-1
Product: MH1 domain containing protein
Exons: 19
Coding region: 1-2937 (978 amino acids)
Biological process (GO): regulation of transcription by RNA polymerase II
Cellular component (GO): nucleus
Molecular function (GO): DNA-binding transcription factor activity, RNA polymerase II-specific; RNA polymerase II cis-regulatory region sequence-specific DNA binding
Source: RefSeq, a predicted model, not a curated record